Molecule: messenger RNA, 414 nt
Organism: Candidula unifasciata
Lineage: Eukaryota; Metazoa; Mollusca; Gastropoda; Stylommatophora; Geomitridae
Source: the annotation of a GenBank genome assembly
AUGUCGUGGGCUCCUUAUGUGGAAACCCUGGAGAAGGGUAAGGGACGGUGCAAGUAUGCAGGCAUCUUCGGUAUAUCGCCUGUUUCCCCGUGGGCCGAAUCCGCAAACAAAGAAUCAUUCCCCAUCACAGUCGACGACGUUUCCAAUCUCAUACGGGUCAUCAAAUCCCAAGAUAUGAAUGUUAUGGCCUCAGGUGUUAGGAUUGGAGGGAAUCUGAGUUUCACUUGUCUUAGAUUGGAACCAAAUAUCCUGGUAAUGCAAGGGAAGGGGGACAACAAAGACUAUAGUGUUGUUGUUGCAUUGUCAAAUCAGGCAUGCAUUAUUGGUUUCAAUCCCGAUGCCGACAUAAAAGCAGCCCAGGUGCGAGACAGCCUUGAGCAGUUGCGAGAUCAUUUGUGCGCUGCCUGCUAUUGA